GCCAAUUCAAAACGAGAAAGAAGAAGAAGAAGCCGCCGCCGCCGCAGCAGCAGAAGAAGAAGCAGAAGCAGAAGCACGCGAAAGGACAUUAACCCAUCACUUUCCAACGAGACGUUUGUAUGCUGCACAGCAAUAUUUUAGUAAGAUGUCAGAUCUCCAGAAAAAAUUUGAUACAGCAGCAGAGGAGGUGAAGCAGCUGAAGGCUAAGCCAACAAAUGAAGAGAUGCUGCAGAUCUAUGCAUUGUUUAAGCAGGCCACUGUAGGUGAUGUCAAUACAGCUCGCCCAGGGAUGUUGGACUUCACCGGGAAAGCUAAAUGGGAUGCCUGGGAAAAGCAGAAAGUACAAGAAUCCCAACCUUGGCGGAGAGGAAAAAGAAAGGUCAAAGAAGAUGCUAUGAAUGAGUACAUUAACCUGGCUGAGCAGUUAAAAAAGAAGUAUGGGAUUUAACCUGAGAUGAUGACUGCAGACUAACUGGGCCAAUUGAUCGAUGGACUAGGAAUACAUUUCUACAGUGUGAGUCUGAUCUCACAUACACGCCAGUGCAGACAAAAGUCCAGCGAUAUCCACUGAUGUCCUCAGUUCAGUAGCAUCAGUUUUUUUAAAGUUCUGAAUUAUGCACAGAUCCUGUCAUUUCAAUAAAGUCCUUCCUCUUAGUG
Betta splendens (Siamese fighting fish) is the source of this 657-nucleotide messenger RNA. It is a transcript of the gene dbi, whose product is annotated as diazepam binding inhibitor (GABA receptor modulator, acyl-CoA binding protein). Lineage: Eukaryota; Metazoa; Chordata; Actinopteri; Anabantiformes; Osphronemidae. Bases 146 to 448 code for a protein of 100 amino acids. Gene Ontology annotation, biological process: fatty acid metabolic process. The transcript has 5 exons. The record is from RefSeq and is a predicted model, not a curated record. Gene Ontology annotation, molecular function: fatty-acyl-CoA binding.